AGUACACGUUUACGCACCACGUGCAACGGGUUGACGACGAUCGUCAUCAAAGCAUUCGCUCGUUUUCCAGUUCUCCUCGUUCGUCCGUCUUGCAAACGAGCGCUGCCACGAGAAACGCGAGGAUAUUAUGAUUCCCCUCGUGGAAUGGUCGCUUUCUUAAACAUGGAUGUCCACGGCAUGAUGAAAAAGAAACGGAUAUUCAGUGCUGGCUCCAGGAGAAGCGGCGCGACUUGUCGGAAAAUCUGGCCGCUUUUGGCUCGCAAUAAGAAGAAGCAUAUUAUGGAGACUCAACUUGCCGAACUGCAUCCCACGGAUUCGCGAGGGACACGACCAAUUCUUCGUGACAGCUUUCUCAACGAGCGCAUCUUAUCCGCGAACAACAAUGAUCCAGAGAGCUUCUAUCGCGCGAUUGCAUCUAUUUUAGUGCUGGCUCAAUUCUUCGGUAUCCUACCGAUAUCAGGGUUGCUCCAGUUGACACCUAACAAGAUGAGGUUCGCGAAAUUCUCACUUCGUACUGCUUACGCCACCCUCGUAACGGCGAUGGUGCUUGUCAUGGCGAUAUUGUCGGCUAUUCAUAUGAUAAGGACGCUAAACUCCACGACAUUCGAAGUGCAAGGUGGAUUCACGGCUGCAACGGUAGGCGCAAUAUUUUAUGGGAACAGCGUGCUAGGUUUGAUCAUGUUUUUCUGGCUGUCACCGCGUUGGGUGACCCUUCAACGCGAUUGGAGAAACAUGGAGCAAUUCAUAGACAGUAACAAAGCGGAACGGCCGAAACUUCGCUGGAAGUUCUACACGAUAAGCAUGAGCGUUUUGCUCUUGGCCUUGAUCGAGCACAUCUUGAGCAUAGCGGUGAACUCCAAGAAGUACGACUGGAGCGGCACUUCGAAUUCGACGUUUACAAAUUUCCUGAGAGUGUAUUGCGCAUCCUCCCAUGCGUUUAUUCUGGAUAUAGUGAAAUAUAACUUUGCGCUCGGUAUCUUCAUCUUCAUUGUCAGCAAGCUGGCUACUUUCACGUGGAACUUCACCGAUCUCUUCCUUAUGCUGGUAUCCACCGGCCUGGCCGAAAGAUACAAAACGUUAAACAAGCAAGUCACAGUUUCGAUGUCGAAGCAUCAAGCGAUAGACUGGAGUGGAUUUCGCGAGGAUUACGCCGUUCUCUCUUGCACGGUGAAAAAAGUAGACGCUGAUAUCGCGCCCAUAAUCCUGCUGUCGUUCGCCAACAACCUCUACUUCAUCUGUCUGCAACUACUCAACGGCUUAUCUCAGCCGGAGGACAACAACCUCAUCAGCGAUAUCUAUUUCUUCGGGUCGUUCGCGUUCCUGAUCGGCAGGACGGUGGUCGUCACUUUGUUCGCCUCUAGGAUCAACGAUCAGAGCAAAGUGGCAUUGCCGGCAUUGUACACCUGCCCGGCGUCCGCCUACAACGUAGAGACCGAAAGGCUGAUGUUGCAACUCACCACUGACGAUGUCGCGCUCACGGGAAUGCGCUUCUUCUCCAUCACGCGGAAUUUCAUGUUAGCGGUGGCCGGUGCAGUUGUAACGUACGAAGUCGUGCUGCUACAGUUCAACGUCUCAAUGAACAAGUGAAUACACAACAGCGCAACAUCGUCGAAACGAAAUAUUUGUGUAAGCAAGAAAUAACAUAAGUAUUUGUAUGUUUGUU
This is a messenger RNA of Odontomachus brunneus, 1663 nucleotides long. Its product is annotated as gustatory receptor for sugar taste 64f-like. Bases 145 to 1587 code for a protein of 480 amino acids. Gene Ontology annotation, cellular component: membrane. Gene Ontology annotation, molecular function: taste receptor activity. The transcript is spliced from 10 exons. Gene Ontology annotation, biological process: sensory perception of chemical stimulus; detection of chemical stimulus involved in sensory perception of taste. NCBI's taxonomy places the organism in Eukaryota, Metazoa, Arthropoda, Insecta, Hymenoptera, Formicidae. The record is from RefSeq and is a predicted model, not a curated record.